AUGGCGACCUCUUCGGCAGAAGCCCGAUACGGUUGUUUGCCCAGCUCCCCUGCUAUAAAAGCAGGGGGCUGGGUUGAUAGAGGUUACUCCGAAGGGGUCUCGACCAGCGGAAAUGAGACCAAACAGCUCGAUGAGCUUUACAAUGCUGCAGACCUGAUCAGCGGAGGAAUUGAGCUCAUCAGGGAGAGCAGAGACGCACUCCAGAUCUUGGUGGACAAGCUGGAUAAGCAGUUCGACGACCUAAACGUAAAAGGUAAUCGUAAAGAACUGUUAGCUGAAAUCGAAGAAAUCGACAAAGACACGCAAUACAGCGGAAAAAUCGCGGCUGCUAACGACACAAUGUACGUGCUAAAAGCGCGAUUGAACGAAACUCGCACAAAAGCGAAGAGACUUGCAAAGAAGCUGGAUAUGCCAGUACAUACCGAAACGGUAUCGACAUCUAGCGAUGCAGCAAUGAAAGGUGAAAUCAACGGAGAAGAUGGAGAGUUCUCCGCCAAUGCAGGGGCAUGGUUAUCCGAAGACCUAUUGAUAAAUAGCGUCGUAGAGUCAGAAGACAUGAUGUAUCGAACUCUGAAACCAAAACAGCUCAAAAUACCGAGAUUUUAUGGCGACGAAGAGGAAUUCGCCGAAUAUUGGGCCAUUUUUAGCACCUUGGACAGCCUCAAGGGAAGGGCGGUAAUUGCCGUGAAAGGAAUAGAAAUGGUACCAAAAAAUUACCAGUGGAUUAUAGAAACACUGAAGAAAAAAUACAGCAACAGGCCUGUAAAUAGAGCCAGAGUCGUGCAAAAAUUGGUCGACAUGCGACCAGCAACAAAUACUGCUGAAAGCUGCUCAGACACACAUGACAAAAUACGCAUGUUGAUAAACCAACUGGUCUCUGCCGGGCAAGACAUCCGCAAGAUGCAAGAUGCUCUCUGGACCGAGAAAAUUCUGGAAAAAUUUCCAUACAUCAUAGUGAAGAACGUGCUCACGUCAACGCAAGAACUGUAA
This is a messenger RNA of Cylicocyclus nassatus, 990 nucleotides long. The record is from the annotation of a GenBank genome assembly. NCBI's taxonomy places the organism in Eukaryota, Metazoa, Nematoda, Chromadorea, Rhabditida, Strongylidae.